GCGUGUGGCUGGGUUGGACCCGAGUGGUUUCGUUCGUGUCUCCGUUCACAACAGUGUUAUGUCCUCCUUCAUUUCUUCCAUCGUGCCCUUUUAAGUCACAACCCUUCCCUUCGAAUUCUCUCCAAACCCUAACCCCCUUCUCCCCUUUCUCCGUCGAUUCGCCGCCACUGCAUCUCUCUCUUUCAAUUCCUUUACCACAUCACUUUAUUUCUCUCAUUCUUUUCAACCGCAACGUAACUUCCUCUUCUUCAACGCUUCAUCUUCGUCUCCAUCGGUUGCUGCUUGGGUACGGGAGUAGUGUACCAAUGAAUUCUCGGACAGGCAAGGGACCUGCAGUCAGAAGCUACCGGAGGAGAAAGGCAGUCUUGGACCUUGACCUUAAUCGUGUGCCAGCUGGUGACAAUCGUGAGCACGAGGGACCUUCAAUACAGUUAGGGCCACAAGUAGUUAUAGUUGAACAGCAGCCACCGGCCUCUCAGCCGACCAUGAUUGAUGUGGAAGACAUUGAUGAUGAUGUUGUUGAAUGUACCCCAGGGGCUUUUGCUGAGGCUAAAAACAAAUCCAGAAGAAACCGAGGGAGGACUGUAGUUGAUGUUGAACUAGAAGAUCAGACUCGGCGCAACAAGCGCAGAAGAGAAUUGCGAAAUCAAACAAUUAUUAAUUGUGAGAAGUAUAUAAAUUUAGAAGGCAGUAGCAGUUCUAUGAGUGAUAAUGCUAAAAUGAUUCCUGAACCUCGAAUUGAGCCUGUUUUCAACUGUCCAAUAUGUAUGGGUCCUUUGGCAGAAGAAAUGUCGACAAGGUGUGGUCAUAUUUUUUGCAAGAAUUGCAUCAAGGCUGCUAUAAGCGCUCAGGGAAAAUGCCCUACCUGUAGAAAAAAGAUUACUGUGAAAGAGCUUAUAAGGGUGUUUCUCCCAUCAACUAGUUGAAGGCUUUCCGUACAAGCUGUGGUCGGGAUGGAUAUUGGGGAAUUUAAGAAACGUCAUUGUACUUUGGACAUUACUGAAUGGCUGUGUUGUUUCUAAUACGUUCCCCAAAUCAGAGAUACUUAGUCUAUUGUUGAGUAGAUGUAUCUCAUUAAAUUAUCGUAUUAUUAAUAACACUAAGACGUUUGGUAUAGGUAUAAUUCGUUGCUCAUGCUUUCUUAUCCUUUCAUGUUAUGAACUCUCGGUCAAUUCAUUUUAGUGAUAUUAUUACAGGACCGAGAGGCCGAUCAAGGGUCAUUAUUAAGAGUGGGGAUUUAUGCAUGUAAAUCCCUCACGAAUGGAUAGUUAUCCUUUUCUUGAUUAUUAUUGGCUUAGAGAAGCGGGUGCCAAUAUGAAUAACUAUGUUAUUUGGGAACUACGAUGCAAUACUAGUCCAGCGUGUUUAGAUGAUGAUAUUAGUUCUAUGGAUUUUCUUGAAUCAAUAUUUUAAGAUGCAUGAAGAAAUUAUGGCCA
This is a messenger RNA of Vigna unguiculata (cowpea), 1436 nucleotides long. Its product is annotated as RING/U-box superfamily protein. The record is from RefSeq and is a predicted model, not a curated record. Gene Ontology annotation, biological process: ubiquitin-dependent protein catabolic process. Gene Ontology annotation, molecular function: SUMO binding; SUMO-ubiquitin ligase activity; ubiquitin protein ligase activity. Lineage: Eukaryota; Viridiplantae; Streptophyta; Magnoliopsida; Fabales; Fabaceae. Gene Ontology annotation, cellular component: SUMO-targeted ubiquitin ligase complex.